AUGGCCAAAAGUGCCAAGAUCGCUCGCAUCGAAGCAUUAGAGAAAGACCUUGAGGUGGCUUUGUCCGCAGCUCAAACUAAGCGCAUUGAGACGCUCGAAGUAAAGAUUUCUGAACUUGAGAAUCAUCUAGCGAUACUCCCUAGUUCUUCGGAUCGGCCAACAGAGCUUGAGGCCUCUCAAAGAGCUCAAUGCCAAGGUGAGUCUGUUGAUGCGCAAUGCCAACAAUUUGAUUUCGGACCUUCGAUGCGGACGGGUGAAAUUGCCAGAACCCCGGGCCGGGGUAAUAUAGAUGCCAAAGAGGUAGAUGAGAACUUUCUCUUUGACAUGGAACAAGACUGUCGGGUGGUCCGAACCGAUUCAGAGGAGCACAAGGUUACCAUAGCCACAAUGUACUUCACUGGGGAUGCCAAACUGUGGUGGCGAUCGAAGGUUGAAGACAUUCAAAACAAUCGGUGCACCAUUAGCACAAGAGCUCAAACGAGAGCAAUUCCACCCCGAAAAUGUGGAGUAGAGUAUAUAGCGCGUUGCAAGUUGAGAGAGUUGCAACAGACCGGUUCACGUUAA
This is a messenger RNA of Prunus armeniaca (apricot), 564 nucleotides long. The record is from the annotation of a GenBank genome assembly. NCBI's taxonomy places the organism in Eukaryota, Viridiplantae, Streptophyta, Magnoliopsida, Rosales, Rosaceae.